UAUUGAUGGCUCUCGCUCCUAGCUCAGUCCUAAAUCUCUUCUUCCUCUUAUUAAAAUCUGUGUUUGUUUUUAUAUUUUUCUCUUCUUAUUAAUGAAAGUUGAAGUUAUUGAAAAAUGACAAGCAUUAAAGGAAUGGAAUCGAUGCCAGUGGGAUUCAGAUUCCGCCCAACCGAUGAAGAACUCGUGGGUCACUAUCUCAGGCUCAAAGUGGAAGGCAAUGACUCCCAAUUCCAUGUCAUCCCUGAAGUUAAUGUGUGCAAGUGGGAGCCUUCGGAUUUACCUAAGUUCUCAGUGAUCAAGUCAGAUGAUCAAGAAUGGUUCUUCUUUAGUCCCCGGGAUUACAAGAGCUCCAACAGUAACAGAACGAACAGGGCUACCAAAUCCGGGUACUGGAAAGUCACAGGUAAAGAUAGGAAGAUCAAAGCUAAAGGCACCGACGAUGUGAUUGGUACAAAGAAGACUCUAGUGUUCCAUAGAGGUCGUGUUCGUGAUGGGGUCAGGACCAACUGGGUUAUGCACGAGUACCAAUCAAUAGUAACUCUUCCUCGCCAGAGAGACUUUGUCCUCUGUCGCUUAAAGAAAAAAAUGGAUGAGAAAACUAAAGUGACAACCUGCAACGAAGGUGAAGAAAGCAGCUAUGUUGCUUCUGAUUUAGAAAAUCCAGUGCCAGAAGAUACAAAUCCAGAGGUAUAUGAUCACACAGAAGUAGACUUGGAAUCAGUCCUACAGCUGCUGCAGCAGCCACAGAAUUAUGAUGCGUCUUCCUCACAGCUUCCAUUAUACAAUCAGCAGGAACCCUCUUUCAUGGAUUCCACAUUUACCAACGGCCAUAAUGAAGUGCAAUUUCAGUCUGAUCAUAAUGAACAUGAAGAGGAUCAAACAAAGUUUGUCCAUUCACUUUUUGUUGACCAGGAUGAGUACUCCUGUGAAGAAAUACUGCACUUCAGUGACACGGACACUGACACAGCCCAAGCACGGUGUGACCACUUUCUGGGAAUUUCAACAUUGUUUAAUGAGCAUGUUGCUCCUAAAGAAUACAGGCAAAUGUCUAUGGUUCAAAGUGGAACUGUUUCCUCUUCUAACCAUUGCCAAUACAGAGAAGAAACAAAUGGUUUCCUUCAUGAUGAUUUCUUGGGACUUGAUGCUCCCUGUGUCAGUCCAGCGGCAGAUGUAGCUAAAUUCAUAUGUUCCAUUUCAAGAGUUGGUUCCGAAUCUAGUCUAGAAUCUCCUCUCAAGAUAAGAGCCCCCAAAUCUAAAAAUCACCGAAGAUCCCACCGUGUCGUAGGACAAACAGCUGCUCGGAGAAGAUUCCAGUUGAAGCGUAGCAGUUCAAUUAAAGCAGUAUCAUCCCAAGAAGAGGCGAUAGAAUCAAGCUGCAGCACAUCACAUCAUGAAUAGAUUCUGUCUCUAAUGAGACGUUCUUAAAUGGGAAGGCCAAAGGGUGCUUCAGGACACAGUAUUACUGUUGAUCUGCCUAAGGAAAUAACCUUUACGGAGUCUAACAAAGAGCAGAAAAUUGCUCAAGGCAAAAUAAAUCCUGAAAUCAACAAGAGAUGGGUCAGCUGGCAGUGAUCCGAAGGGUUAUCUCAUUUUCCAAGAGACAUCUCUACUAGGCAAUGAAUCUAGUCCACUCCUUAGUGUAUUUUGUCAAUAUACUGAUAGGUAUAUUUUUGUUUGUGGUCUUUAUUCGGGAAGUGGUGUCAUAUGGGAAAUUGGUGCAAGCUUCAUAAAAGAAAAAAAAAAAUCAUAGUCAA
Quercus lobata is the source of this 1754-nucleotide messenger RNA. RefSeq names its product protein NTM1-like 9. Gene Ontology annotation, molecular function: DNA binding. The coding region runs from base 115 to 1398 and encodes 427 amino acids. Lineage: Eukaryota; Viridiplantae; Streptophyta; Magnoliopsida; Fagales; Fagaceae. The transcript has 6 exons. The record is from RefSeq and is a predicted model, not a curated record. Gene Ontology annotation, biological process: regulation of DNA-templated transcription.